Molecule: messenger RNA, 2127 nt
Organism: Fomitopsis serialis
Lineage: Eukaryota; Fungi; Basidiomycota; Agaricomycetes; Polyporales; Fomitopsidaceae
Exons: 13
Coding region: 1-2127 (708 amino acids)
Source: RefSeq, a predicted model, not a curated record
AUGGGUCCCCGCAACACCCGCUCAUCCGCAGCCGCGAACAAGGUCAAGACCCCGGUGGCGAGCAAGGCCAAGACCCCGGCGGCGAGAAAGUCUGCUGGUGCCGGGGUGGCAACCAAGUCUUCGUCCAGCAAAGCAGAUUCCGGAGCUGAUGCUGUACCGGUGCUGAGCUAUGCAGCUCGGCUCAAGGCUAUGAAGGAGUCGCUACGAUCCCUAUUGCCCAACCUGACAGCGCAAGAGCUGGACGCAAUGGCUCGGUCGAACCUAGCCAAGGGAUCAAAGGGGAUCUCUGGGGAGAAGGAGCAUCAGGAUGUACACAAUGAGACACAGACAUGCAGAUGUGCAAGCCAAGAGCAAGGCGAUGAUGGAACAGGAGGGGACGAUGACGAUGCCAUUGCUGAGGAAGAGUCGAAGGCUGGGGGGUCUGAUGAGGAUGAGCUAGUGAUACCGUCAAAGAGCAAAGGGAAGAAUCGAAGGUCACCGGGCAAGUCCACACCCAUUACCACGCCGCGUAAGAGAAAAAACGUCCCUUCUUCUUCCGACAACGAGGACAGUGAUGGCGAAUCUGGGUCAGAGAAGCCGGAGAAGAAGAAGACCAGGACUCAACGCCAGGAUCAGUUGGCGGAACAGGCAACAGCAGCGGGUAACAAACGUAAGAUUGUGGAGGUCGCAAUUAGUUCUGCGCCGAGAACGCAGGCUCCGAAGGACGAGGAUGAUCUGGCUGCGCACCUUGGCUCGAGGACUGUGAAGGCGAAGAAGAAAGCCGCUCCCAUCGUUCUUGGCAGCGAAGAUGAGGAUGAGCUGGAGACCAGUGACAAGGAGGGGGUUCCCAGAAGGAAGGAGACACGGUCGUCGAAGGAUGAAGGCAAACAUGUGGCAAAGGGCAACUCCAGCAGGAGAGAGCCGUCUCCGAUGGACGUGGAUGACUCGCAGGACGGGGAAGGCUCUUCGUACAAGGGCUCCGACGGGGAUGGCGAGGACGAGGAUGAGAGCGCGGACCAAUUGUUGUCGAAAGACGAGGAAGCUCCGAACGAGAUCAUUGUGAAGAUGGAGGAAGAGUCCGAGUCGAAGGGUAGGAAGAGGAGGCAACCACGGAAGAAGGCAGACUCGAAGAAGUCCGAGGCGGGCAAGAAUGAGCCUACCGCUGGCGCGUAUGAGAAGCUCAUGGAGGACGUCGAUGUCCGCAGCCUUCUGGGGAAAGCCCAACAAGAGCUUAGGGUGUACCUUGCUCUGGAGAAUGCUUGGCCUCGUAUGAAGAAAGGUGUCUCCGAGAAGCAUGCGGCGACUGCCAACAUCUACCAGAGGGAGGACUUCCAGAAGAAGUUCGAGCCGAAUUGGGCCUUCCAGAAGACAAAGAACAAGAUCAUCGCAUACGUGAACAAGGCUGCACCCCAGCUUCGGCAGGAGCUCAAGCAGAAGGCGAAGCGCGUGGUGGAGAAAGAGUUCUUGUCUAUCAGGCUGCCCGAGGUUGGGGACGAUGGUAAACCAGUGGAUGCUGUCGAGCGCAACCAGAAGGUGAAGAAAGCCCGGGAGAAUCGCAUCAAGUUCUUGAAAGACAACAACACCUUUCACUACGGGCAGCUUGUGCUACCGGAUCCCGAGGUUGACCCAUCGGAGCCAGACCUGGACAUGCUGUUCCAUGGUCUGUGCGUGGCCGAGGUCAUCGCUAACCAAUGGUUCCGCGGACAGAACCCGGACGUGUUUCGCCCGGCGUGCAAAGAACGGUUUGACCUUGGCGGUGCGUUGAAGAUCAUCCCAAGCAACAUGAUUGCCCUGGCGUGCAGUGCGAUUCUCGUGGCCUUGGACGAGUGGAUGAACGACAACAACACGGUGGAAUUCCAGGUGAAGGUGUACGAUCGCCUGCUGUCUGGCGUGGAGAUGAUCCAUUGGUUGGCCAAUCCGAACAACAAGGACUAUGACGAGGGCUGGGGAAAACCUCUCGGAGUCCCUGAACGCCAGGUGUUCGCUGGGCUUCGGGUGGAUUCGCAGAGUGGGCAAGGCGAGGAGAAGUCCAAUGCGGACCUAGACCCUCUCAUCAACGCUGGGAAGGUGAAGGCUAGGUGGCAGUCGAGGGGUGGUGCUCCCGACAACGCUCAGGCUGGGCUGUCCAAAUGCUGCGUCCAAGGAUAA